GCCAACGGCCCCAUCGGCUGCCAGUCCUGGCCACUCCUCCCCCGAAUCUUUCGAGGUCGAGGAGGACCCCAAUCCUAUCCCCGCAACCCAAUGGCAGAUGAUGCCAGGGCAGACUUCCCCCGGGACCUCAACCCCCGCGUCGCACACUCCGGCGCCAUUGCAGAAGCGGCGGCGCGUCACGAGGGCGUGCGACGAAUGCCGCAGGAAGAAGAUCAAGUGUGAUGGGAAGCAACCGUGUACUCAUUGUACGGUCUAUAGUUAUGAUUGUACAUACGAUCAGCCUUCGAAUCGGAGAAGGAACCCCGCACCCCAAUACAUCGAAGCUCUUGAAGCCCGCCUACAACGAGCCGAGUCGCUUCUCAAAACCGUCCUCCCGAACGUUGAUCUGAAUGACCCAAAUCUUGAUACAAUCAUUCAGCAGCAGCGUCAAGCGGGCAAUGCCAACAAAGAUUCGUCAGAAACCGCCAACUCCGGCGAGUCGAAACUCUCAGAGAAAGAUUCGCAGCUGCGCUCCAUGAUUGAAUCCACGGGUCAGCUUGAUCUUGACGAGUGCGGACACUGGGAUUUCCAUGGAGGGUCGUCUGGAGCUGUCUUUGUCAGGCGCAUGCGCGAGCAAUUUGGUGACUUGUUAGGCGGCGAUUAUCGGGCUCCCCUUCUGCCUCGACUUCCUCGAUCAAAGCCCUUGGAUCCUUUAUAUGAGUCGCCCAGGUCCUCGCUGGGUUCUCCGCUCGAGACAGGUCUCCCAAACACAAUGGGCCUUCCAUCUCGAGAGACAGCGAGGGCCUUAUGUCAGGAUUCCUUAAAUUGCGCAUGCGCUCUACUUCGUUUUAUACACCAACCUACUUUCUACGAAAUGUUCGAUAGAAUUUACGAUAUCCCACCGGAGAAUUUUGGCGACGACGAAAACCGAUAUCUCCCCCUCCUUUAUGUCAUUCUCGCUCUCGGCUGCAUGUUUCAUGCAACUCCGGCCGACAACCUAGACGAAUCAACACAAGAUUCCUACAAAGACAGCAUUAACCAAGGACUCAAGUACUUCAGAGCUGCCCGCCAAAUGAUGGAUGUUACAGAUUGUCGCGAUAUUACAUCAUUACAAGCUAUCCUCUUCAUGAUACUGUUUCUUCAGUCGUCCGCCAACCUGAGCACUUGCUAUUCAUAUAUUGGCAUUGCGUUGAGGUCAUCACUGAGAAUGGGGCUGCACCGUAAUCUUUCUGGCAAUUUCAACCCAAUAGAACGAGAAAUAAGGCGUCGGGUGUUCUGGAUCAUUCGCAAAAUGGAUACAUAUGUCUCAGCUUUGCUGGGAUUUCCCCAAAUGCUAAGCAGCGACGACAUUGACCAAGAGCUACCGAUUGAGGUUGAUGAUGAAUAUAUCACGAAGCAAGGUGUACACCCAAUGCCUCCCGGCAAAACCUCGCUAUAUGCAGCCUCAAAUGCUCAUACCCGAUUGAUGGUUAUUCUGACUAAGGUCAUCAAGUACAUCUACCCGAUCAAAGGCUUGGAGCAAUCUGUUCAGGAGCCUUCGAAGGCCUCAUACGUUAUCAGCCAUGCCAAGAUCCGGGAAAUCGAGCGAGACCUGGCCGAUUGGCUGGAUAAACUGCCCAUGGCACUUCGACCUGGGGGGGAAGGAACGCCAGAAGUACUGAGAGUUCAACAACUUCUGCGAUUGGCCUAUGCUCAUGUCCAGAUGAUGCUCUACAGACCUUUCUUACAUUACGCUUCUCAGAAGUCUUCCGCGAACAAGUCGAUCGAUGAACGGUCGUAUGCCUGUGCUGCGGCUUGCAUCAGUGUUUCCCGCAACAUCGUACAUAUCACGACUGAGAUGAAGAAACGAGGCCUCUUGAUUGGCGCAUAUUGGUUUACAAUGUAUACCACUUUCUUCGCUAUUUUGUCGUUAGUAUUCUUUGUUCUUGAGAAUCCGGAUAAAUCAGGAUCUCAAGAGAUCUUGGCAGAUGCAAAUGAUGGGAAAGACGCCCUUAGAGGUCUUGCGAAGAGAAGUCAGGCCGCAGACCGAUGUUCAAGCGCCUUAAUUCCCCUCUUUGAGAAAUUGCCUGAGAGGCUUAAGAAUGGGCGCUCUGCUGCUGCGGCUGCCAAGAAGAAGCGGUCAGCUCCUUCGCCGAACCUGCAAGGUAUACGUGGGACAGCGGACGUGCCUGAGCCAGAACCCGCACCCUUGAGCCAAAGAGCGACCACAUUCCCAGUAUUAACACCUGUCUACGAUAAUGCUCCGUUCAGAACCAACACCAUGUCAAACCCAAAUCUUAGACAAAGUUUCCAAGAACUUGUCUCUCCCACAGACCUAUCUUCCCAUGGAACUCCGGAUUCCACUAAUAGUGACCACGUUCUACAACGGCCACCAUACAAUAUGUCGCAGCCUUUCAGUCCCAACAGCGGCCUUCCAGACCUCGGUGCGAUGAUGUUCCCAUCAGGGGACCCAUUCGCUUACCCCAACCAACCGAUGACAGAAUUCGAUAAUAUCAAACAAGAAAACAUUGGUAGUAUGCAGAGCUCUCGAGCCCCACCCAUGUUUCUUUCCAACGGCACUAGUGGGCCAGGUAUCUAUGAUGACCUGGAAGGUCAACUAUUUGGUCCACUCCCGCCAUAUCUGCUGCAAGGACAGCAACCUUUUGAUAUGACAGGGCAAAUGGGUGCGGGGAGUAACGUGAUGUCUUCUGUAUUUAAUCCUCAGGAGAUGAGCUACCCCGCCAGUGCUGUGCCGGACGUCGACUUGGACUUCGACGGGAUCUUCUCGGGCUCAGGGGAUCGCGACGACUGGAACAACACGGUCACCGAUCAACGGUUUAGGUAAUGAUGCAUUGGUCGGAGUUGGAUCGGAAUAGGAGCAUCUAGGAGUUUCCCUGACGUGUAAAUGCUGUACGUAUAUAUACCUGGCUAGAUUUGAGCGGGCGUCUGGGAUGGUGAACAGGUCACUUUGAACUACAUGACUACAUGGUAUAAUGUCAAUAGAUAGCGUUGAUUUUGCUAGACUGCAAUGCACUACUAGCU
This is a messenger RNA of Amorphotheca resinae ATCC 22711, 3000 nucleotides long. RefSeq lists its product as hypothetical. Gene Ontology annotation, biological process: DNA-templated transcription; positive regulation of transcription by RNA polymerase II. The transcript is spliced from 5 exons. Gene Ontology annotation, cellular component: nucleus. Gene Ontology annotation, molecular function: sequence-specific DNA binding; DNA-binding transcription factor activity, RNA polymerase II-specific; zinc ion binding. Bases 98 to 2803 code for a protein of 901 amino acids. The record is from RefSeq and is a predicted model, not a curated record. NCBI's taxonomy places the organism in Eukaryota, Fungi, Ascomycota, Leotiomycetes, Helotiales, Amorphothecaceae.